Cyclopterus lumpus (lumpfish) is the source of this 2261-nucleotide messenger RNA. RefSeq names its product SH2 domain-containing adapter protein F-like. Gene Ontology annotation, molecular function: phosphotyrosine residue binding. Lineage: Eukaryota; Metazoa; Chordata; Actinopteri; Perciformes; Cyclopteridae. Bases 217 to 1488 code for a protein of 423 amino acids. The transcript is spliced from 8 exons. The record is from RefSeq and is a predicted model, not a curated record.
UUUAAGACCGUCCGCCAGCGAGUGUUGUGUCGGGGCAGAGCCUCCUCCACGGUCUCGUCUGCUCCGGCUAACUUUAGCUGACUGACCCGCUUGGCUUCGGAAGCGGAACGGAUUUCACGGAUUAACAAUGUUUUAUUUUUUUUAGGUCCAAACGACGUUAACGACGACCCCGCCGGAUGGUGAGCUGGAGGACAUAUCUGCUACGGGGAGCCGUCAAUGCGAAGAGAGAGAGGAUCCAUGGCAAAGUGGUUGAAGGACUACCUCAACCUUGGCACCAGGCGUGACCCUCCACAGCCCCCCAGGCCAGAUUACAGUGAAAGUGAGAUUCUGAGGGCCUACAGAGCUCAGAAGGAGCUAGACUUCGAGGACCCGUAUCAACGCUCUGAUAAGGAGCAUCAGAAUGGUGGUUUCAGCCCCAGCAGUGCCACAGUGAGCCUGCCCUCUUUCCCUGCAUUCGGUUCACUGCUGCCCAACGGCGUGGAGGUGAAAGUGGUGUCUCCCAAGCACAGACUUAUUAAAGUGGACUCUCAGGAGUUUGGCUGCUGUAAAGUGCCCCUAAAUCCUGAGACUAUUCAAGAGGAACCUGUGAUUCCUUCUGCCCCGGCAGCGUUGGACGCUGACACCGACUACUCUGAUCCAUUUGAUGUCCGUCUAGACCCAAGAGGCCGACCAAACUGGGAGCCCAAAUCUGCAUCAACAGACUGCUGCAGCUACAUGGAGCCAUUUGAAGCCCAGCGGAUUAUCUCAGAACUGCAGCACAGCAUUAUGAAUAACAGGUCUGGGAGUGCCGACGGCGGCCAGUUAUACGAUAACCCGUACGAGGAGCAGCCUCAUCACUACCACCGAGCUGCUGCCGCUGCUCCACAACAAACUCCGAGGGUUGAGGUUGGAUUCGCCCUGAUGGACGGCAGAGAGAGCAGGCUGCCUCAGGAUGACGAGAGGCCCGCUGACGAGUACGACCAGCCCUGGGAGUGGAAGAAGGACGACAUAUCGAAAGCUCUCGCAGUCCAGUUUGAAGGGGCAGAAAGGGAGCGCUCACGAGCUCAGACGGAGCAGACCCGGCUCACCAAGACGGGCACCACGUCGUCCACAGCCGACUCGACUACACUCCUUCUGGUUGGUGACACGCCUCCUCGCCUGGGAGAGAGAGUGGAUCCAAACAUGCCACUAGAGAGACAAGUGUGGUACCACGGGUCCCUGAGCCGCUCGGAGGCCGAGAGUCUCCUGACUCUGUGCAAGGAGAACUCGUACCUGGUGAGGAACAGCCAGACCUGCCGGAACGACUACUCGCUCUCACUCAGGAGCUGUAAGGGCUUCAUGCACAUGAAGUUCACUCGCUCUGCAGAGGGCCGCUACGUGCUCGGGGAGAACAGCCCCCCCUUCGCCACCAUCCCCGAGGUCAUCCACUACUACACCACACACAAGCUGCAUAUCAGAGGAGCCGAACACAUGUCCCUACUGUACCCGGUCACGGUGCAGACCCUCUGACACCGACCCCGCCCACACGCCCUUCCUCCUGGUGCUACUGAAUACAAUGUAUAAUCAAUAUUUACACUAGUUUCCUUCCUACAUGCCUUUUUAAAAAAAAAAAAUUUCCUGAACUGCCCGCAAGAGAUUGGACUACUCCAUUAGCCCAACAGCUACACUGGAGCUCAGUGCCUCGGUGAAUAUCGUCUGUGAACUGGUGUCGUCACUGAAAUCCUCUUUUUAUGUUCAUACCACGGACUCCUGAAAAUCAGUUAUCAAUGAUAUUAAGCUCGGUAGCUUACUUUUAGGUAAAAUAAUAUACAGAAUACUGCAUGGAGAUGUGUCUGUAGAGCAGAAAUAUACCAGAUCACUUGAGGGAUUAUAGAGUUUUCUCUUCUCGGUUAAGCUUCCAGACGCAAGGCAGACGUUGUUUUGAUCUUUUCUUGGUGAAGACAAAGGAAAGAAAGAUGGAGCCGAUUUUAAAACUAGAUGUAGACCGUAAAGAAGGAACUGUUUUUAAAAAUGCUGUAACUGCGAACGACACGACGAUCAUCCUUCAAAACCAAACGCUCCACAAACUGUGACGGUUAUAUAUCUGUGUGUGUGUGUGUGUGUGUGUAUAAUUUCACCUGGUAGCCUGCAAUGCUAGUUUAGAGGAUCAUAACUCCAGUAAUUAUAUUGGCUUUGUGAUCACGACUGUUAAAGGAGCUUUUGUUUACUGUUCUGUUUUUAUAAGAAUUUAAAUGUCCCUUCUUUUUUUUUUUGGAAAUAAAAGGUGUGUUGUUUUUAAAUAG